UCUUUAGAGGCUUCUGGCCCCUGCUGUAGGCUUUCCAGGAGCUGAUUCUAGAGCUGAGCACGGAGUUAUUGGAAAGAGCAUAAGGGUAAGGAAGCUGAGUGAAGGGAGGGCACAAGGAGUGGGGCCUGUUGGGCUCAGUAGAGGAUGGGAUGAGCCCAACCUAGAUAGAAAUUCAGACACAGCACCUGCGGUAAUUAGAGAUGGGAGCUCUCUGAAAUGUUCUAAAGUCAGGACUCUACCUUUCAUCUGAGCACUUCCUACCACACGAGCUGCAUCCCAACCAAAAAGACACCCCCAAAAAGACUGUCCCCAGCCAGGUCUUCUAGUUGGCCACAUUCAUCCUGCAUGGACCAGCUGUGUUCUCCUGCCAUGAUCCCUUGAACAAGGUCUGAACUAGCCAAGGAGGCCCCAGUUGGUACCAUGGCUUCUGCCGAGCCCCUGACAGCGCUAUCCCGCUGGUACCUAUAUGCUAUCCAUGGCUACUUCUGCGAGGUGAUGUUCACAGCAGCCUGGGAGUUCGUGGUGAAUUUUAACUGGAAGUUCCCAGGAGUCACGAGCGUGUGGGCCCUCUUCAUCUAUGGCACCUCCAUCCUGAUCGUGGAGCGCAUGUACCUGCGCCUGCGAGGCCGCUGUCCUCUUCUGGUGCGCUGCGUCAUCUACACUCUCUGGACUUACCUGUGGGAGUUUACUACCGGCUUUAUCCUACGCCAGUUCAACGCCUGUCCCUGGGACUACUCCCAGUUCGACUUUGAUUUCAUGGGCCUCAUUACCCUGGAGUAUGCUGUGCCCUGGUUCUGUGGGGCCCUCAUCAUGGAGCAGUUUAUCAUCCGCAACACCCUCCGCCUGCGCUUUGACAAAGACGCAGAGCCCGGGGAGCCUGCUAGCCCGCCAGCUCUGGCCAAUGGCCACGUCAAGACCGACUGAGUCAGAAGAUGAAUGUGAGGACCUGAAGUCUCGUAGGAACCCAUGAACAGAGAAGAGACCAAGCUGGUGGGGUUACCCUUUGGUUCAGCACAAGCCCUGCCCCCAACUGGGUCUUAGCCCACUAGGGCAAACAUAACCACACAUGGUGGGCAGUGGGAUGGUGUUGGGGAAUUGGGUGUCUAGACAACAGAAGGACUUUGAGACUUGUCCAUGGCUGGGUGAUGAACAAUUGGACUCUGAUGGAUGACUUUGGAAGCAGCAGACCUGUCCUAGCUAAGGGACAUGAACUCUGGGGCCACAGGUGGGAGGCAAGGACUGAGAAGGCUUUGGCUGCUGUUGGGCCCACGCCCCACCUGACCCCCUGGCUUCAGCUGGGCUUUGGCUGGUUCCAUUAGGCAGUAUUCAGGUGCUUGCUUGCAACCAAUACCUCCCCAGGGGCCUCUGAGCUGCAGCCUGAGAGAGACCCAGUAGCCAGUUGGGCUGCUUGGUGACACUGGUGUUGUGCAAAGGCUGGGAAAAUUUCCUUUGGCUCCUCUCCCUCUCCCAGGGCCCCACGCUGCUUCCUUGGCCCCUGGGGGCCCCUGUGGUGCUGGAUUCCCACCAACCUUGGGCUUUUGGAGGUUUCAAUCCCGUGUGUUCGGUGGCGUUUCCCCUUUCUCUUAUGUUCAAGACAUAUACCAUUAGCAGGCAGCCCUUUCCUCUGUGUCAGUCACCAUGCCCUCCCCCUCUCCCAGCUCCCUAUAGAACACAGCAGUGGCCAGAGGCACAGCUCUGAAAUGGACUCCACUUGCCUUGCGGCAGCCUUCCCUCCACCUUCAUCUGAUGACUGGGGGUACCCUGUCUCCCUGGCCCAGGGAUGGUAGUCUGGUACCCCUUCCCUGCAGAGGUCCUACUGAAAAUGCAUAGUAUCCCCACAAUGGAUAGUGAGGCCCAGAGGUGUGCGGUGGAUCCACAGUGGGAAAAAAAAAAGACAAGAGUUCUUGUACCUGUUUGCCCAUACUGGUUUAUUAUUUCAGCCAGUUAGCCAGUAUGGCUUCCUGUGAGUUAGAGGAGACCCAUAGAGAACAAGACAGAUACGAAAGACCAUGGAAGUCUCUUUAAAUGCCUUUUCCUGGAAAAAAAGAUAAUUUCCACCAUAGUCUCAGCUCAGCAGUCAACCCUCGGGGCUGCUCUUCCUACAACUCCCCCUGGCCAGCUGACCCCGUAAACUUGUUUCUCAGACAGUGUUAACCCUGUCUCACUCAUGGGCCUUGUCAACUUGGCUAUCAUAACUUUACUCUAUGAUGGGUCCAUUGCUGGCAGUGGACAGGUGAAAUCUAGGCCCCUUCUGAUUGUGUCCCUCACUCUUUGAGAAGAUGGGAUCAUCAAAUACUGUAGCAUCCCAUGAGGCCAUCCUGGGACUCUCAAAGGUUGAAAUCAGCUCUUAUUUCUUAUAGAACAUUUUUUAAAUGACCGGACCACCUGUGUGUAGUCUCUGGACCAUACAGACAGCACCAGGCCAGGGCCAGCAGCAGGGCUAUCCUAGGCUGUGGGAAAAGACUUGGAGAUACAACCUUCUGUGGCAUCUUUUCCCAGAGUUUUCUCUGUCUAGGGUAGAAUGCAAAGUGUUUCCCUGGGUAGGCUUCUCAAAUCACCAAACACUAUUCUGUUGUGGGGUUGCGGGGAGCACUUAUUAUAUCCCUAAUCCCAGGGAUUUCUGGGAGGGAUUCAGGCUUCCAAUGGGAAUGGUUGUUUUCCACCUACAAAUGGAGAAGAUUCCUAAUUUUCUCCAAUUCCAUAUUAUCUUAAUUACCUGAAUCCUAACGCCUCUCCAGGCCACCUCACACCUGUCUUCACAACUGAUCUAUUGGCUUGCUGACGUGUCCCAGCAUUGAGACUCCAAUUCUCAACCAGAAAAGGCCACUGGAUGACCCCUAGGUCUCAGUGUUCCAGAUAUUGUCUUGCAGACAUCCCCUAGUACCUUUUUUUUUUUCUCAAAGCUCUAUUAAUCCCAUGUCAGGAGGGCUUCCCAGAGUGGAUCUGCAUUCCUGACAAUACUCUGUGGCCUUGUGGUCUGCUUUCCUUGGUCCCUUGUUAUCCUAGGACCCUCACAGCACAGAACCCCCAGCCAGGGGAGGCCACACCUUAAGGCCUGACCACAGACCUGCAGGGUCAGAUCUCACCGAGUGUACUCUAGACUUCAGCUCUUGCUUAUUGGCUCCCUUCAGGGCUCCAACCCCUUAGUGCUUAGGGGCUCGCACACAGGUUGGGAUAAGUAAGCCCUUCUGAGCAGUGGGGAGUCUGCUGGCUGUUUAUGGAGCCUCCCUCUGAUGUUCUGAGCCCAAGGUAGGAGUUUCAGAUAGUAAGUAUGCUGCCCUGCAUGGUUGAGUUGCUUUGGAUGUCUGCUAGGCUUCCAGUCCCCUGUCCCCUCCUCAUGCCAGAGAGUCACAAUGACCUGUGCUUAUUCACAGCAAUAAUAUAUAGGGAGCGUCUGUGAGUCCCCUUUGUCCUGGACCAUUACUCUUCAUGGAUCUCCCAGGAGACUCUGCAUGGGUCAGUUCAUGUGAGAAUCUAUUUAUGAAGCUCUGGGCUGUGCAAAACAUCACAGGAGGCAAGUGAGAGGCCCAGCCCUGAACUAUGAGUAAGGCAGUGGGCGUGCCUUCCACCCUGAAGCCACCCUUACCUGAGAAGCCGUAGGCCCCAGCUUUGUAACAUGGCCUAUGAAGUGGAUAGGACUGUCUUCCAACUGGACAGCUCUUGAAAAAGGCACAUGACGAGUUUGUGAGCCCGUUGCCUGCUAUGUCUCCGUUAGUCUGUCUCUCCCUUUUCAUAACUGUGCACAUAAAAUAUACUGGUGUUUGUGUUCCCGGA
Grammomys surdaster is the source of this 3774-nucleotide messenger RNA. It is a transcript of the gene Tmem229b, whose product is annotated as transmembrane protein 229B. Bases 421 to 924 code for a protein of 167 amino acids. NCBI's taxonomy places the organism in Eukaryota, Metazoa, Chordata, Mammalia, Rodentia, Muridae. The record is from RefSeq and is a predicted model, not a curated record. The transcript is spliced from 2 exons.